AUGUGGUGGCUAUUCCGCCAUUUCAGAUUCGUCCUUUUCGCUGCUUCCAUGGAGAUUGUCACAACUAAUGAUCAAUGCAGGACCGAAGUUAAUAUACAAGGAAUGGCUCUCAAGCGUUCUGUCUUCAAAAGAUGGUCACUGGCGGCUCCUCACCUCUGCGAUGUCAAAUGUGGACUAGAGAUUUCGUGCCAAAGCUAUAACUACAAUCCAAAAUACCAAAUAUGUGAACUUAAUAACCGCACCAAGGAGGCGAAACCAGAGAAUUUCCUUUCAGCACCCGCGUGGUUUUACAUUCGGCGAUUGAACGGCAGAGGUAAGAAAUCAAAGUCUUUCUAUCUAUGUGAUUUCUUUUAAAUCUUAUCCAUCCUCAGCCUGGUUCCUUCGCACGUAGAAGAACUAAGAAUAGGAGCCGAGCGUAAAACAUAUCUUUACUGCAGCUCCCCUAGGUUCUAUCCCUGAAUCAACGGCGCUGUCUUGUCACGAAAUAAAGGCGAGUGAAGGUAAACACACUAUUAGCGGCAAGUACUGGCUGGAUCCAACUGGGAAAGGAAAGGCAAAACUGAUUUACUGUGAUAUGGUUAACGAAGGUAGGUCCUAUAACUUUGCUUGAGAUAUUUUACUUUGUAACGAGUUAUCAGUGUCAUGAAAUUAUCAUUAAUUAUACCAUUAUUAAUAUCAUUAUCGUAAUAUUUGGUUUGGAUCAGUUCUAGUGUGGAUGCCUCUCUCAAGUUGCUCCAACUUACUCAUUACUUCUCUUUCAACAUUUUAGAUAUGGAUGAAUGUAAAUUUAACAUCAGUGACUGCGACGUGAGUGCAAACUGUACUAACACAUAUGGUUCUUACAAAUGCACAUGUAAAGUGGGAUACAUCGGCGAUGGACGCUCAUGUACAGGUAAUUUUGAAGAUGACCUUAUUGAUAUUUCCCACUAAAACUAAUAUUUUUUAAUCGUCUCAUAGUUUUAAACAGCGUUAGCCAUGCAUGUUUAUGCACAGAGUUACCAUGAUCUACACUCUGGCUUGUUUCAGAGCCGUCAGCUUGCUAAUUAAAAUAUUUGUGCUGAAAUAUAAUUUCACAAUAUCUAAUUCAUGUAGCACAAGAAGGGAAACAUUUGUUUCAUAAUUUGUAAUGAUUAAAGGAAUUAGACGACUAUGAGUCAUAAAAAUGAUAAAGUGCAAAAUGUAUUUAUGGUUUCUCAGAUAUUGACGAGUGUAAAGGAAAUCACUCUUGUCACGUGAAUGCUACCUGCACGAACACCAAAGGAUCGUAUGUUUGUAGUUGUCACCCCGGAUAUACUGGAAAUGGACGGGACUGCACAGGUACUUAAUGCGUUUCUAUCGUAACCAUUCCCAUUGGAACGAAAAACGCUUUCAUCUUUGCAAGACUUGUUUUACCAGCAUACCUUGUAUAAAAAAGAGAUGAAUGUAGGCCUGAAGACGAUGGUAAUAAUAAUACAUUUGAACUUAGGGGAACCGAGAAAAAACUCUUGUGAGUGGUAAUGUGAAGUGCUUCAGUCUAGAACCACAAGACAAAAAGACUAAGAUUUGCUCGGCAACUUUUUCCCAAUUACAAUUCUUUUUUUAUGUUUAUGAUUUUACAGAUAUUGACGAGUGUAAAGGAAAUAACUCUUGUCACGUGAAUGCUACAUGCAAGAACAUCCUUGGUUCACAUGUAUGUCAAUGUCACGCUGGAUAUACUGGAAAUGGACAAAACUGCUCAGGUGAAAUUAAUCUCGUCGUUACAAUAUUUAGAAUAGUCUUGCAUGACACGUUCAACUACAGUGCCGCACCAUUCAGCCGCGUUGCAAGACAAUUAGAUAAUUUAUCACUAAGAAACUCGGCCAUUUUGUCCUCAUUCAAUACAUAGAGAAUAAUACAUGGGAUCGGGUUGAUUUGGAGUUUCUCUUCGAGCGUUCAACUCACUAUCUCAUAACUGCAAGCAACCAUGUAUUCUUUUGUUUAUCAUAUAAAUACAAUAGACCUUUACUGAGAAGAGAAGUAGACUUUUUUGAAGAAUGUAAUUAUAGGUUUCACAAUCCACGAAGAAAGUCUGCCAAGGAAGGCUACCAAGGCGAAUCUUUAACGAGUGAUAUCCGGAGAGAUUCCGCUGCAGUGGAAGUUUUGGUUCAGUCUAACAAUUAAUUUGUCACAAUGAUUACCAAAUAUAUGCUUUUUCACCUCAUAAGAGUUAAAAAAAACAACGAAUGUUUAUAUCACUCGUGUAGAAUUUUUCUUUUCUUUCCCACCUUUUCUUUAGACAUCGAUGAAUGCCAAAAAAAUAAUCACGAUUGUCACCUGAACGCUACUUGUCAAAACACAAAUGGAUCCUUUGUGUGCACCUGUGUAUUUGGAUUUAACGGAGAUGGACGGAACUGCACAGGUAAAGGCCUUUAGAUUGUAAUUGCCUCGUUAUGACUUUAAGAAGUGUUAGUUUGCUCGUGUUUGUUUUUUUGUAUGUUUUUUUAAUUUUUACUUUCCUUCUUGGUUUGUUUGUUUGUUUGCUUGUUUGUUUUGAUAAAGUAGUUACCCUUGCCUUAAUAUUUUUCAUCAAUGGUAGAAAAUGAAAAUCCUUAAUCCCACUUGAAAGCAAGACCACAAAAUGCUGAACAUUCUCGCUGACCAGCUUUCUCUUUCAUAAAAUAAAGCGACCAGCAACUCUCUAACGAUAAUUAUCGCACUCAGUGUUCAAAAUAAGAAGGUGUAUACAUGUAUCAUAAACCAAGAAUUGUGAUUGAAAGCCAGUAAUUUCUCAGACAUAGACGAAUGUGCAAGAAAUCUUUCUUGUCAUGUGAAUUUUAACUGUACGAACACCACUGGAUCGCAUGUAUGUACAUGCCUCACUGGAUACACUUGAGAUGGACGAACUUGCUCAGGUGAUUUUAAUAAUUUUCCUUCAAUCCCAGCUAUUCAAAGCGAAAAGUAAUCUAAAACGUCCUUUUAACUCAUAUUAUGGUACCAGAAGUAGUCAAACAUUCAUCCUAAAAUGUAGUUCUACUCCAUAAUUCACCCUCAUCAGAAAUGGUGGAUUAUUUUAUUUAUUCCUAAAUCUUUUGAGACUAGGUUUGCAGUACUUUGUUGUUUCUUGAAAUAUUCCUCGCCAAUGUUAAAAAGAAAGGUCACCGCGCUUGUUUAAGAGAAAUGGCGGGCCAAACUUACCCCAUUUAUGCUUCUACAAGCAAUUUUUCACGCGCCUCAUUUCACGGUACAUUUUUCGGUAGCUGGAAGCAAGGGUUUUCAAGGUAAAAAAUUGAGAUAAAAACUUGAAAGGUACAAAUUCUCGAACGUAGGGAACAACGUUUUUAUAUGAUAUGUGGAAAAAAAUCAGGUAGUUUUAAUCGACAUGGACUCAAACGUUCCUCGAGUAGUUGUUUUCAAGGUUAUAAUUUGCAUCAUCAAGUAACGUGCUUUAAACUAUAUAUUUUUUUUGCCCUCGAUCAUUUUUAAAAAUUUUUCCAAUUUAAAGGGGAUAAUUUGUACGAAGAAUAGAGGUCACUUUUUUAGUUCAAGAGCUAACGAGAAUCGUGCCUCUUUGCAUGGUUCAUUUAUUAAAAUACAAUACUGUGUUGAUGGAAUUAUCCGCCCGAUUACGAGAUUUUUGUGCGCAGUACGGGAUGCCCAGUGCAAUACUGAGGAACCUCCUUUAGACUGAUAGCUAUCAAUUUGUUUCGCUCAUUUCCAUAAUUAAUGAAAACAAGGAAGCAGGCAAGACGACGUUAUCGUAUUUAAUGAAGACGAAUACCACUGUUAUAUAGUUCAGUGCUUGGGCGAUGGAGAUCCACUGACUGCUAGGGAGACUGGGGAAGAAAUGUCAAAUGAGUCACUAGAAAUGGAAGAUGAAGAUAUUCAGAGAGAUACAAGGAGUUCAACCACAAGAUCAGGAAGAAAGUAAAGGCGUCCAAAAGAAUCAUCGUAGUCAUUUUACGACUAACUUGAAACACAAGAAACCCUCGGCAGCAGCAUCCAUUACUCUCACCUGGAUGGAAUACAAGUCCACGACGUAAGCACUUGAUCACGGUACAUCUACCCAGCUUGUGUGCAGGUGAAAUGGUUGUAAUGGUUCACAAUAUAAACAGUGUCCUAACUUAGGGUUAGGGUUUAGUUUGUUUAGGAUUCCCUGUGACUGCGGUAAAGUCAUCGGCAAGACAGGAAGACCCAUGCAGGAUUUAAUUAGGGAGCAUGAUCGAGAAAUCCGACUAGCCCAUACCCAGACCUCCGCCGUUUCAGAGCACGACUACAACACCGGACAUUCGCCACUCUGGAACGAAGUUACGUUUAUUGAUCGUGAUCCUCAUUCCUUCACACGUAGGGUCAAAGAGUCAAUUCACAUGAGAAUUCACUCUGAUAACAUCGAUAGGGACGGUGAAAUUGAAAUUCCAGAAGCAUGGAUGCCCACGAUCCGCAAGAAACACAACAACAGGAGAGCUGUGCGACAACGGACCGCCGAGGGAACAAAUCAACGAAACAGGGAGGAAACGCCCCAGGAAAAAUGUGUUUUUCUUUAUCAGGUACCCAAACAUAUCACACUCAACGACGUCAUCAUGGUAACUGGCAUUAUAGGGAUACGAACCACAAGAAUUAACGGGAUACGGAAUGUUUUGACCAAAAAGUAAUGGGAUACGGGAUACUCAGACCCCUAAUGGGGCCUCUUUCCUUUAGGAUUCUUUCCUUUAGGAAAUUUCUUGAAAGUUAUGCUGCGUGUGGGGUUUGCAUAACUUUCUCAAAUUCUCCCAACCUCCUCUCGUGUUCAGACGAGAGUAUGUUGACACGGAAAAAAGGCUCUCCAUUGCUUAAGCAGUAAUCGGCUCCAACACAGUUGUCCAGGCAUAUCUGCUCAGUUCGAGGAAAAACUAUUUACUACACUACAAUUCCCACUACGACACAGCAAACUUUUUCACAGUCAAGUAAUUCUAGCCUUAGGCAAUUUUUGCGGGAGCAUUUAUUAACAAGUCUACUGGAUUGUCAGUCCUAUUCACCCAACCACUGCUCCGUCUGCUCCUCCAGAUGUCUGAAGCCCCUUUUGUCUCUCUUGUUUUCCUAUCCAUCUGCCUGACUAAGGGGCUGGCUGUCCUGCCGUGUAUUCUUUUUACUCAACUCACAUUAUUUUGUUCAAAAUCAACUCAUCAUUUAUAUGCUGGUUAUUUUCCCAACAGUAAGAUGGAUACAGAUGACACCAUCUACAGUUUGCUUUGGGGAAAGAGAUGAUUCGUAUGGUUUCUUUAGAACUGCCAAAGUGGGUAACAUCAUCACAUUCAAAUUAACGCACAAAUCCGGUUACGUGACCUGUCAUUCAUCGAACCCGAGCUAUCAAUCCAAAUGGGGAUGCCUUUGGAACCGUCUCCUUCCCAACCAAAUGGCCACGUUGAUAACUGACAAAACCGUAAUCUUCUUCUCCCAAAGAGUGAUUUCCUAUCAGAUUAUUGGGGCUGCAAGUUUUACAGCCUGCCUUGGGCCACGACCGAAUCGCCACAACUGCUCUUUGAUAAUUUCUCUACCCCACUGACGGUGGAAACGAACCAAGAAUUCCAAAUCUGGUACAGUGAGGACUUGUUCAAAUGGGGUUAUGGCAAUAAUGGGUACGAGAAAACGUGUGUUGCAGUGUAUGGUUUGUAUGUUUGAGUAGUCGCCCAAAUUACAAAGUAAAUUGAAGAAGAGAAAUUGAAACGAACCAGGAAUUCCAAAUCUGGUACAGUGAGGACUUGUUCAAAUGAGGUUAUGGCGAUAAUGGGUACGAGAAAACGUGUGUUGCAGUGUAUGGUUUGUAUCUUUGAGUAGUCGCCCAAAUUACAAAGUAAAUUGAAGAAGAGAGUGCCAAAAUUGUUGUUCACGCCUUUAUUACUUCAGUAUUAGAUAGCUGUAACUCACUACUAUAUGGUCUACCUAAGCAUCUACUUUCAAGGUCGCAAUCUGUUUUAAAUACAGCAGCUCGAAUUGUUACACGCACUAGGAUGUUGAUCGUAUGACCCCAAUCCUAAAAAAAAAGCUUCACUGGCUUCCUGUCCGUCACUGUAUAGUUUACAAAAUUCUUUCAUUGGUCUACAAAGCUAUCAAUGGAGCAGUGCCUUGCUGCAUCAGUGACUCACUUAAUUGUCGCACCUCUAAACAGACACUAUGGUCCUCUUUUCAACACCUUCUAGCGACCACGAAAGUGAGACUAAAAGACAUUUUAAAACGUAUCUUUUUAAAAAAGCUCAUAACUCCUUUUAGUUUUGUUAGAUGAUAAAUAUGUUUAAUGACCUCAGAAUUUUUUCAAUUUGUUUAUUCCUGUAUAUAGAUAUAGAAAUUUUUUUCUCUUUUCCCCCUUUCUUUCAGCUUUUUUAUGAUCUUAACGCAAAGCACCAUGGAAAUUUAGUGGAUUUGGCGAUGUCUAAAUACAUUUUCUAUCAUCAUUUAUAAUACAUGUACUUAUGACAUCGGGAAAAAAUACUCUAACUUUAGUGAGGUUCCUCUCUUCGAUUCAAGAACGAAGGAAAAGAAUGCUUGUCCUGGUAAAGGCCCUGCUUGGAAUCGAGAAUUCAUAAGAAUGACUUGUGAGAUUUUAAGAUAUGCGCCCUAAGUUUGUAGAGAUGAAAUAAAAAAAACUUGAAUAUAUGCUAUUCUAUUUUCAUUUUCGCUUUGCAUCCGUUCCUACAAUGGUUGGCCUCCGGGUUCAUGGAACAUUUGAGAAUGAAACUGGCGAGUUAUAAUUCAAAUUCUGCUUCUAUUUUCUUAUGUAAGAUAUCUCAAACUGGUAUUAGUCCUGCGAGCAUUCGCCCUUUUGAAUUUUAAAGUUUAAUUUGCUGCCCUUAACACUUGAUGGAAAACAAAACUUACAUUGAUUUCCGAGAAUACUUUGUCAUUCCGUCGUACUCAUAGGUUUUCCAUGGACUUCAUAAUGAUUUUCAUAUCCAGAACCAAAUGAUGCUCAGCAGAAAGUAAGGGAGGCAACAAGGUAAUUAGGUAUUAUCAACUGAGUUGAUAACCUAAAUUAGCCACCAUACUGAGGCUAAAGUUUACGAAUCGAGCGUUAGCCCGUAGUUACUCGCUCCGACCAUGGGCGAACGCUCUAAACGUCAGCUUUAAAACUCUUUACGGAUUCCAAUCUACGUUAUUAACUCAGUUGCUAAAACUAAAUUACCCUGUGAUACUCUCCCAUCCUCGCAGCACCAAAACUUUAGAAACGUCCCGCCUCUAAUAAAAGGAAGUUGGGUUUCUUCUUCAUAGAACACCUUAUGCAUAAACCUUUUGACUUAUUUGGAAAAUACCCACAGGAUAAAAAAAAAAAGAUAAGAAAGAUGGUUAGAUUUCGAGCCCGCUAAAGAAAUAAAGGAAGAAAUCUGACCUCAAAUCUUCGGACUCCGCCCCAAUGCUCUACAGCUAAGCCACGGAGACUGUGGUGGGCAAGGCCCACUCCGAAGUUCAUGCAUAAUACGCGUCCUGCAAACUGCUAAAAUCAGCAAUGUCGUUAACGUCAUGUUUUGUUAAUAGAAAAAGAAAGAUGGUAAGAUUUUGGGCUCGGUAAAGGAAUAAAGAAAGAUGUUUUUCAUCUUGUCUCGGGCGUGGGACGAAGAAAAAGUCUGAGCCCUCACGAGGAAUCGAACCUCAGACCUCCGGAUCCGUGUUCCGAUGCUCUACUACUUAGCCACAGAGACUCUGUAUGAUUAUAGACUUCUAUACUAUAUUAAAGUUCAUAUAUCGGACACCCGUCCUGCAUACUGCUACUAUCAGGGUAACAAAGGUCAACAAAUAGCGUAACAACAGGGUAAUUGUUUUCAUCAAGAGAAAGUAAUGGUCCCAUUAUUUCUUUUGCUUUUAUUUUUAAAUUCAAGUUUUACAGGAAAAGAAGUGGCCAAUAUUCGUGGGUCAUGUGUAACGAGUAAAUUGUCGCGACAAAUUUUCGCGAGUAAGUUCUCACGUGUGACAAAAAACCCUUGAAAAAGGGUCGUUCAGUUAGAAAAAAGCCGUGAGUAAAGGACAUUGUCGUAAUAAAAUCUGCUAUUAAUUUUAAACCUUGAAAUUCAAAAAAGGGAUGGGGGAGAGAGGAGUUAGCUGGGAAGAGCUGAGAAGAAGGCAAAGGGCAAACAUCAUUGAAGGCCUCUGGCCACGGUGAGGAUGGACUGAAUUAUGGUAAAAAGUAAUAUAGAUAGCAACACAAAAUUAACACCAGCACAUUUCUUUCUUUAAAACUUAAAGAGUAAUAAUUCGACAAAAACUUUUUCGCGAACUGAAGGACGAAAGGUCUUGAAUCCAAACUGUCCUCAACGAAAAUAAUGGGUUGGGCGGUGCACGAUUUUUCAUUCACUUUCCGUCAUUUAAUAUUCUUUAUUAUCCAGAUUAAUAACUCAAACAUUUAAAAAAUAAACGAAUGACAUUGUAGUACAACGUCUAUCACAUAUCAAUUUCAGGUAGUGCACGGUUGUCGUUCCCCGCUUCGCAUAUGUUGUGAUCAAAUCGUUUUCUUUGUUUUCAGAUAUGGUAGCGGAUCACAGAGCAGUUUCGAUAGCCCGUCUACAAUAUUGGAGAUCAUUACGCCACAUAAAUUUAAAACUGCCUUUUUUCGGUUUGAAUGUUUUUUUAAGGGCUUCGAGCACAUUUUCCACGAAAAAUGUCGAUCGCAGUUAUUAAUGUAACUUCAGAAACUGACCAAUUUCUGAAUAAUUGAACAGGAUUUCAUGUUUAUUAUUACCAAAGUUAGUAACAAAAUAAUUGUACGUCGAACAUUCAGACGCGAUAAAUCUUGCGAUGUGUUUAUCUUUUUUGCGCGGGAUGCAUUUUUUCAUCUUUCACAUUUUGAAAGUAUUUGGAUCAAAACGUCCAAUAGAACUUGAAGGUUUAAGUUUCUGUUAUCCUAAGAUAUGGAAUGAUAUUCCCUAAGAGACCUUAUUCCUUUUUUAUUGAGCACAGCGGAAAACAACUAUUUGUGUCAUUUGCGCUAAUUUCCACAUAGAACUGACAGCUGCUGAGAGCUUUGUUUGAUGUAUUUUCAUGAUAUGCUUUCCUUCAUAACAAUAGGUCGGUUUGGGCUGCUUAGUCCACUGCUGGGAGCUGGUGAUCGACUUAAAACUUUUAAGCACACGUGCGGGGUAGAAAUAGAAGACCGUAAUCUUGAAUUGAUUUAUUCAUUUAUGAGUGCAAUCUUAUUUCAUAUAUCACUUUCAUUCUCUUCGCUGACACAGAACGAAUAAAAGUUACAAAUAAAUUAAGUAAGGUAAACAGCCACGUUCAACCUCCACCCAUGACUGACACUCAUUUUUGUAAAAUUAAAGGGUAUCUAACGAAGAUUUUUAAGUGCAUCCUACUCAGAAAGUUGCAAAGAUGCAAAACACAAACAAACUCUCUUCUCUCAAUAACAUGCACGUAUUACACUGUUAAAUUAACUUCCAUUGUAGUUUAGCAAACGGAAUUUGAUGUCUUUUCAUCGAAAGGAGGUAGAUUUUUACCGCUCUCAACCAUCUCAGAUAAUUUUGUUUUACCUUAGAACAUUGCUGGAACAUGAAAGAGUAUUUUAUAAGUUCUAAAGAAAGUUAUUGACGCAAAAUUCUUUAAGGACUAGUUUAAAAUACUCUCUUCCAAAAUUUCACCAAAAACUUAAAGAACCAGUAUGGUUGGAUUAUUGGUAAAAUUUGCAUAAAUGUUGCGUACAACUUGUAAAGUUUCUCUAGUUUGAAAAUUUAUGGCGUUGCAACGUUCGCUCGUUUGCCAUUUAUCAAUAAUAACUUUGAUUGAGAAAGAUCCUUCUUAAUCUUUUUCGUCGAAUUUAAAUGCUAAGAUCAAAACUUUUUACAGAGGAAGAAAUAGUUUUUGCUGUGUUAUUUUUGGAAAGAACCUCAUUUGUACUCACAAAGGCUGGGUGUACAUAACAGGUGGCAUCUGUAAACAAUUAAAAAAAGAAAUGAUAACUUGACUACUCUUCAUCUGAGAUGUAUAACGUUCAACUUUCACAUUUACUGAUCUUCCGGGAAGGGUCGAUUUAUCACGUUUAUACUGAAUUUAUCAGUAAAAACAUUUUUAAUCUGCUGCGUGAUGUCAUUAAACAAUGGUACGCCUCAUUGCGUAUUAGCAUAAAUUACCUAGACUCGAGGGAAAACAAAACUAACUGCUUCCCUCGGGAACAUACAUUUAGUGUAGCAAUUGCAAUUUUUUUUUGUAACUUCUCCACUAUGAACUUUAAUGAUCAGUUUGCUUCCCUUAACAUUUGUUUGAAAAAAAAAAUUACAUUCCUUCCGCGAAUCCUUUGUCAUUCGCGUCAAGUACCUGCAGUUUUUAAAUGGACGUUAUAAUUAUUUAUACAUCCAGAUGUAGACGCUACUCAGAGGGAAGUGAUCGAAGUAGUUUGUUCGUUCAUAAAAGGCCUUAUGCAAAAACAGUUUUAGCAAAUUAUUUAGAAAAUAAUCCUUGAUAAACUCCUUUUUUAUAUUUUCUUUUUUAAGAUGGAUGAUUUGGUGCAAAGUGCGUUUACUUUUCUCAAUCCAAGGUUGUUUGUUGAAUUUACUUUUGUCAGUAAAUGCAUAUGGUGUUUAUAUAAUAAACAAAAAAAUAGAUGGUUCCCCGUAGAUAUGGAAUUUCCUUUUUCGUGUUCAACACUCACGAGUGAGUGCAGUGAACGAGAAGAGAAAUUAUCUACGCGCUCCCAUCCAUUGUGCUUCAUGAUUAAACGCCAGGGUACAUCUGGAAGACAAUAAUGGUUAAAGUGGGAAUAGUGGUAAUUAGACCUAAUAAAUUAUUAAAUUCCCCAUUAUCCCCAUAAACAUCCUUGUUAACCUUGAAGCUUAUCCGCAAUUAGAAGAAUGCAUAUACCAAAGAAGGCCUAACUAUCAGUGUGUUAAAGAUCUUGGAACUUCGAGAACAUGUGAGGACAUGUAAAUCAAGCAUCACUAACGUAAGAAAUUACCUAAAGCUUGAUCAUGAAACUCAAACCACUUUCUUACUUAGAUAUAAAAGUAAAUAUGUUCAUAACUAAACUCAGGGUCAGGAAACAAAGCAAAGAAUACUUGGAGAAUCUCGCACAAUCAUCGAUCAAGCUUGAACUUGUCGGGGAAAAGGAAUUUAACUUAUUUCUGAUAAACGAUCACCACCACGACCGUUGUGCAUCAUAGAAUUGAUAAAUAAUAUCGGAAAAUAAUGAUUCGAAGUUUUCUUUUGAUAUUAGUUAACUUAUCAUUAUUUUAACGAAACUUGGCUGAGAUUAGGAAUGCCCCACUUUAUUUCAUAAUCCCUCUCAAGAAUUGGAAAGUAAAGAAUCCAAAAAGAGCACUAUUCACAGACGCAAUUUUUGAUCACAGACAAUAUCGAAAACAGGGAAAACAGGUUGUCAUAGCCCUCUCAGAUAUGUUUACACCAAGAGAGGAUGCGUCUGUUAUAGACACGAUAUGCAAAAAGGCGGUCGUCAGAUUCCAAGAGAAUAAAGGGAGUUUUAAGUAGUUUAAGAACACCUGGUGGAGGGAGAUAUCCACACGCUAAAUUUUUAUAAUAUUGUGCUAAGGACUGAUUUCGGUGUCUGAUACGUAUGUUAACAUGUAAAGAUAAAUAAUUAUUCUUAAGAGACCCAAUUCUCUUGAUCGAGCGAAGCGGAUAACAUCCAUUUGCGUCAUUUGCUUUAAUUUCCACAUAGAACUGACAGCUGCAAGCUUUUUUCUUUAAUUUAUUUUCAUAAAACGGUUGCGUUCACAAAAAAAGGUCGAUUUUGGAAGUUUAAUCCACUGACGAGGGCUGGUGAUCAACUUAAACUUAUGCCAUGCAUGCGGGGUAGAAACAGAAAACCGUUACCUCGAAGCAGGCACAGAAUUUGUUUAAUUUUUCAUGAUCGUAGCCUAGAAUGCAUUAUUGAAUUAUAGAAAAGGUGAGUCGCAAACGGCGAAGAAAGUUUUAUCCUUCGAUUCACGGAUGAGAGCAACCUUAUUUAUAUUUCUCCUCCUUGCUGAUACAAAAAGAGUUUAGGUAACAGCAAAGACUAAGUCAAAAACCGACAAGAUGGCUUGUCUUAAUGAAAAUUAGCAUAAAUUUCCUCUUUUUAUGAUCAUCGGUCUAAAUAACCAAAGACGAUCAUGUAAACUAUGAAUAUGAAGCUUUGAAUUUUCAAGGACCUGUAUAAUGAAGAAAGCGAAAAAAGGUUUAUAGAGGAAAAUGAAUAUCUUUUUCAUGACUUAGCGAUCAUAAAAAAAAAAAGAUCUGCGGAUAGCUUUUAUUAACGGCUUUUGCUGUCUUCCUUAAAAUAAUAUAGUUCAGGAGAACAAAACACACGAAAAUGCUUUCUAGAAACCUUGUGUCUUCAGAAAAGACAAGUGUUCAUCGAUGCUACCAAAUUUUGUUCUCGUUUCAUUGUUGUUUUUAACGUUUUUUGAGAGGAGGGGGGAUGGCCUUAUUAUGCUAAAAAUCAGGAAUUUAAGACAUAACAGCGGUAACAGCGACAUAAAAAAAAACGAAAUAAAACAAUUAAAACAUUAGUUGAACUUGUCUUUUCCCCAAGCAUUUUAUGUGUUAACCUUCUUUAUCGAAAUUGAUGUCUCAGCUGAAAUAAUGAGGAAAUCUCUGAGCACGGAAUUGAAACAUUUGAAAAUUGUCCUAAAUACCUAUGUUCUCAGAAAGGCUAAGCCACCCUACGUGCCACACGGCAUAAUGGGCAUGAAUGAGUGAGUGAGUCAGAUUGGCAAAAAUCCGCAAAUGAUGGUAGUAUUAAUUUUUCUCCAUGUUCCCGUAUUCUCCUCAGUGGGCUGGUUAAGUUACAUGAAACAUAUAAGUUUUCUUUUUUCUUCUUUUUUUUUUUUUUUUUCUAUUAUUUGUUUACAAGACAGCACGGUAAAAGUAAAGUUAUAAGGAGAAAAAAACCAUAGACACCGUUUCUUCAUAAAUUCCUGUUCUUAAGAAGACCGUAGAAAAUGAAAUGGAGGCAAUGCAUAAUUCAAGGCACGAAUAAAAUUUAGUGAAUUUUUUUCCGCCUUGAUUUUCUACAAGCCUGCUACUUGAUGUUGUUACAUGAUUUUAAGAACCUCAAUGCUGCAAUGUUUCCGUGAUGGCUAAAAGGUUCCAUGGAUUCUGUUUUCGAUUAUAAAACGACGAAUGUAAUGCUAUUUUUGCGUGGCUUUGAGGAGUUAUCAAUGAGUGGUUUUCCUUUAGCGGAAGUAGUAUUGCUAUGACAGUCAGUGUUUAACUUCCCGAACUGAUUAUUUCAUGAAUGCUUGAUUAAAAACCAGGCAAAUCAUAAUUUAUCCUUUGAUGAGUGUAAGAUGCAAGGUUCAGGAUGAAGACUUAAACAUACACGAUGCUUCGCAAAGGAAAUCUUACAAGUUUCACCACAAUAUUCUGUAUUUCUAAGAUCUGCAUUUCCUUGCUCGUUAAUUCCAUAUUCUACAUAUGCACGUACUUACUUCGCUUCAAAGCGCCAAUGAAACACUUUUAAUGAAAGAUGGAUCGUAAUCGCUGUAAAAUAAGUCCACAUGAACUUUAUUCGAACAGUUUGGUCCAUACAUAACUGCAAAAAUAGCACGAUUUAAUUUAUCGCCUGCCUAAAUAAAGUAUUUUCAGUUUUGUUGAAAACGCGAAUGAGACCAGUCGACAGUUAAAUAACAAUUAUCUGAUAACAACUCGUAUGGUAAACAGGGCCUUAAGAGCGACGCUAAAUGAGUUCCCUGAAAAAUGCGGACGCUUUAGCUGAGGCAAACCCCAUGUCCUGAAAGCUGUCACAAUUCUUUGCUGUAACAUUUUCUUGAAUUAAUGCACAGUUCUUCAGAUAUAAAACAAAAAUGUAACGACUGCUUUAAGUUCUAAAGAUUGUUUGAGAGUUUUCAAUUUCAGAAAAUAAACCAUUCGUGUAUUGAGACUACUAAAGUUGCAAUUUAAACAACAGAGGCUUUAGGAAUAGAAAUGUGGAUCGCACGAUUUUUCCAACGUUUUUUUUCUUUAAUUAUAAUGAAGUUCGAAAUUACUGAGCUAUUUUUCAGUGGCAUAUCACACCUACUGAGAACUUAAACAAUUUUAAGCGUAAUUUGAAAAUUCGAGAACCUUCCACCGAAGAAUUAGGCAACCUGGUAAAAUAUAUGAGAUAUAAUUUAUUAAUGAGGUCAUUUGGUGUCUUAUAGAAAGACAUAAACAGCUUCUGGUAUCUGCCUUUUCUGUCAUCUUGAACAAAACAUUUGCUAUGUUAAAUAAAGGGGAAAAUGUAUUGUUUAUUCUGGUAAAGUGCGCCUAAACUAUGUCCUAAAACUACUACAGAAUGCGUGAAGCCGGCUAAAUGUUUCAUCCUGCACAAACUUAAUUGUCGAGAUGAUUUUACCAUGCGGACGGAAAACGUGCUUUUUGUCUAACUUGUGGUGAAGAACCCCUAGGAAGAAGAGCGAACGAUUUUACAUGAAUAGGAACUUUUAAAAUAAUUUCGAGUCGUUUUUUACGUGUUGAUUUAACGUUGCAUGAGACAAGACAGUGGACAAUUCAAUAAACUACGAGUAAUAUUAAAAGAACGGAAGCAAAUUUCGAGAAACUGUAUAUGACGAAAAAAAAAAUAGUCAUUUUGCGGCGCCUAUAAUUUAUUUGAACUACACUGUCGACGACUUAUUAAAAACUGUCUAGGUAAAAAUAUUUAGCGAUUAAUUCUAAGUAUUCGGCAUAUCAAGGAAAAAUUUAUAUCGCAUCAUGUUUAAUCUGUUUGUCCUUACUGUCAACUUGAAUUUGUAUUGUAGCUCUGAAGCCCUUGAGAUUCGAGCAAAUCAUUUGUAUUGCAUGUGCUUAACGUCCGUGAGUUAUGCUCACUGUGGCUUUCGCGCAAAAAUAGAGCCGUGCAAACUUUGAUAGAGAAAUUCCAACACGAAUCGUCAGCAUUUGCCGAAAGACUUUCUCGAGGCCAGAGCAAGUUGCUUUUCAAACUAAAAUUACACGACAGGUUGAUUAAAGUCCAUUCCUAAUUAGAGAACUAACUUUCAAAACCACAAACAAGUGCAACAUUUAUUAAGGCAAAAAGAAAAAAAAAUACAGGUUUCCCUGCCCGUUAAAAUCUACCCAGUCCCUACUUAUUUUAGAGAAGUUCCAUACACUGUAAGUGGGACCCUUUUGAUUGAUGCAAACAUAGGAGUGUUAUUGUAUGUUUAGAGCUUUUGUGAAUAGCUUAUGCAACAGAAAGCUUAACGUUUCGCGAGGCUGGCAAUAUUUCCUUGUCCAAGACAUCCUUUCCGUAUUAGUUUUCAUUAGCGAUCCUUUAUUAUCACACGGUGGAGUUUCCAUAGUUAAACACCAGAUCAUUUGAGAACUUGAAGGAAAUCUUCUUAAACAUCGUUUAAAAGCUAAUUUAGACCGAAUAUGAUGUUUCAUAAUGAUAAUUUGUCAACGUUACCAGCUGAAAAUUACGCUUAUUGCAAAAUUUAUAAGUAUAGUAUAUCAAAAGUAUAUAAGUAUAUCAAAAGAAAAAGACUGGCUUCACUCUCAAACAAGGUUAUGGUGCGAUUUUGAAAGCAAACUAACUCAAGGUCUUUUAAACAAAGACAGAUUAUCACUACCCGGGGUUUACUAGCUGAGCCUUUAAAUGUUUAUCUCUAUGCAACACGAAAGCUCUGGUAAACAAUAUGUUGCUCUGUUUACCACAAAAAAUUACCAAAAGCUCGCUGAAGUUUCAACUCCGUCCAAAAUGUUUGAUGUAUUAGAAAGGAUUAUUCAUCGGAUAUAGUUUGGAAACUUUAUGUUUGAAUCUUUCUUGCCCUUUUGGUUAUUGGACUUAGUAGAUAAAUAAAGUGUUUCAACAAUCAUCAGGAUUUUUGUUUUAUAUAAGAUGAGGAUAAGCAGAAGCUUUGUAAAUGUUAAUUAGCCAACUUUUCAAAGAUCGUAUUUUUUUCUCGCUCAAUAAGAAUAUAUUAUUUCUUCUGAAGUUUUUUGUCGAGGUCGAGCCGUUGUCACUUCAUAUCUAAAACCAACAUUUCUGAAUGGACAUUCGUUUUUCUAUGGGCAGUUUAAGAACACAUAGUGGAGGUAGAUAUCCGCGCUAAAAAGAGCUUUGUAUUACGAUUGAUUAUCAACUCUUUCAGACAAUUUUAGGAGCGAAGUUUGAUGAAAAUAACACGUCUGUGUAUUUUAACUCCAAACACUGACAAAUGACAGCGGACUUAAACGGGAACAUGACUUUUCUUUCGAUUAAAUGUCUAUUAUUAGCAAACUUGCCAUACGACAAAUAUUAAAAGCGUGAUAAGUUUUCCAAGGUGUUUAUCUUUCGAUAGGAAUGAAUAAAAUUUCAUCUGUCAAAUUUAAUUAAAAAGUCCAAGAGAAUUUUAAGUCUAAAUAUCUGCUUUUCCUGGGGGGUUUUUGCCGUCAAUUAGACGUUCUAAAGAAAUAGAUCGAAAUUUUUACAAUGUUGUUCUAAGGACUAAUUUCAAUGUCUAAUAAGUAUGUUAACUUGUAAAGAUAUUCCUGUGAGACCCACUUCUCUCCAUCGAGGGAAGCGGGUAACAUCUAUCUGCGACAUUUCUAUUACUUUCCACAUAGACUUGAUAGCCCCAAGAAUUUGAAUUGUUUUUUAUGUUUUGAUUGACUUUCAUAGUAUGGUUUCUUUGAUAAAAACAGGUCAAUUUUGGAAGCUUAAUCCACUGCUAGGAGCUUGUGAUCAACUUAAAACUUGCGCCAUACGCGUGGGGUAGAAACAGAAAACCGUUACCUUGAAGCAGGCAUGGAGUUUGUUUCAUUUUUCAUGUUCAUAGCCUGGAAUGCAUUAUUGACUAACUUGACUUUUGGAAAAGGUGAGUCGCAGACGGCGAAUAAUUUUUUAUCCUUCGAUUCACUUAUGAGUACAACCUUAUUUAUAUGUCUCCUUUAUUUCUUUUGCUGAUACAAAAAGAGUUAAAGUUACAACAACUAGCAAAGAUUAAGUCAAAAAUCCACAUUCAGCAUCCAGCCAUGAUUUGAACUCAUAUUUAAAAAAUUAAAGAGUAUUUAAUAAAAUUUUUAAUUGUUUCUUAUUCAGAAAAUUGUAUAUUAGAUGCAACGAAAAAAAAACGUCGGUAAAUUCGAGAGACUUCAUUGAAAAUGGUUACAUUCCCAUCUCUCCUCUCUCAAUAACAUUUAAGCAUGACACUAUGUUAUGUUCAAUUUCCCUGUGUUGUAUUAGGCGGGAAUUUGAUCUCUCUGCAUCGUACGGAAGCACAUUUUUAUCGCACUUAACCAUCUCAGAGAAAUUAUUUUUACAAGAGAACAGUGCUGACAUAUGGUAAAGAAUAGUUACAUUGUUUUGUUGCAUAUUCGUCCAUAAACAUAGCUUAUCUAUUAAAAGUUAAAAUUUGGUAUUGCGCAAGUCUCAGAGAAAGUUAUUAGCACAAACAUGUUGAAUGAUUAGUUUUAAGGUACUCACCUCAGUAGCAGGCGACAUCUGUCGACCGUAAAAUUGCCGAUUAUUUCGAUAUUUCUGGUUUGGGAAAUAUAGUGUUUGACUUUUUAAAGUUUACUAUUUCUUGAAAAAGUCGAAUUUUCUAAUGUAUACUGAAUUUAUUGAUAGAAAUAUCUUGAACCCAUAUAUGAAUCUUCUGCGUGAUGCCAGACGAAGAUGGCUUUGUCUCAAUUGAAAUUAGUAUAAAUUUUCUCUUUCUAUGAUAAUCGGUCUAAAUAACCAAAGGCGAUCGUGUAAACUCAAGUAAGAAAAAUCGGAAUUCUCAAGGACCUGUAAAAUGAAGAAAGAAAAAAAGGUUUAUUAAGAAAAAUGAAUUUUUUUUAUGACUUAUCGAUCAUGAAAUAGAAAAGGAACUUGAGAAAAAAUUUGCGUAUGGCUUUUAUUAAUGGCUUUUGUUUUAUCUCCCUAAAACAAUAUCGCUCAGGAGAAACAAAACACACGAAAAUGCUCUCUAACCUUGUGCCUUCACAAAAGGCAAGUGAUACUCGAUGCUGCCAAUUUUGUUCUUGUUUUUUUUUUCCGUUUUUGGGAGGGAGAUGGCUAGAGCUAUUUAUCUAGGACCCGUAUUACACAUAAAGUUAGGAAUUUAAAAUAUAACAGCGGUAACAACGACAUCAACAAAACAAUUAAAAACUUUACUCAAAUUUGUCUUUUCCCAGGCAUUUUAUGUGUUAACCUCCUUUAUCUCAGCUGAAAUCAGGAGGAAAUCUCUGAGCACGGAAUUGAGACAUGGAAAAUUAUCCUAAAUACCUAUCUUCUCAGAUAGGCAAAAAUCCGCAAAUGAAGGCAGUGUUAAUUUUUCUCCAUUUUCCCGUAAUCUCCUCGGUGGGCCGUUAAGUUACGCGGAACCUGCAAUUUCUCUUUUUUUCAUUUAUUUUGUUACAAGACAGCACACCAAAAGUAGAGUUAUAAGGAAAAAAAGGAUCUAGCAACCGUUUCCUUAUAGACUCCUGUCCUUAAGAAGAUCGUAGAAAAUGAAAUAGAGGCAACUUAUAAUUCAAGGUACGAAUAAAAUUUAUUGGAUGUCUUACCACCUUGAAGCUAUACGAGCCUGCUGCUUAAUGUUCCUAUAUGAUUUUAAAACCUAAAUGCUGUAAUGUUCCCGUGAUGGCUAAAAGAUUCCAAGGAUUCUGUUGUCGAUUAUAAAACGACGAUGUAAUGCCAGUUUCUGAGUGGCCUUGAGUUGUUUUCCUUCAACGGAAGCAGUAUUGCAUGGUAGUCAGCGUUUAACUUCCCGAACUGAUUAUUUCAUGAAUGCUUAAGUUCCUGAAAAUGCAAGCCUCUUAACUUAGGCAAAACCCAUGUCUUGAAAGCUGUCUUUGAAACAAUUUCACUAUUCUUUACUGGAACGUUUUCUUAAAUUUAUGUACAGUUCUUCGCCUCAGAUACAAAACAAAUAUGUAACGACUGUUGAAAAAUGUUCGUCCGUGCAUAAGUUCUAAAGAUUGUUUGAGAGUUUUCAAUUUCAGAAAUUGAACCAUUCGUGCAUCGAGACUAAUACAAUUGCAAAUUUAAACAAUAGAGACUUGAGGACUAGAAAUGUGUAUCACACAAUUUUUCUAACGUUUUAUUUCUUUAAUUAAAUUGAAGUUCAAAAUUAUUGAGCUAUUUUUCCUUGGCAUAUCACACCUUAUGAGAACUUAAACAAUUAUAAGCGUAACUUGAAAAUUCGAGCAACUUCCACCGAAGAACUAGGCAAGCUGGAAAAAUAUAUGGGAUAAUUUAUUAAAGACGUCAUUUUGUGUCCCAUAAAAGACAUAAAAGCUUCUGUUAUCUGCCUUGACAUUUCUUGAGGCUGGCAAUAAUUCCUUGUCAAAGACAUUCUUUUCUUAUUAGUUUUCAUUAGCGAUCCUUUAUUAGCACACGGUGGAGUUUCCUUAGGUACACACUGGAUUAUUUGAGAACUUGAAGGAAAUCUUCUUAAACAAAGUUUAAAAGUUACUUUAGACCGAAUAUGAUGUUUCAUAAUGAUAACUUGUCAACGUUAUCAGCUGAAAAUUACGCUUAUUGCAAAAUUUGAGAUCGUGAUGAUAAUUGCGUAAUUGUUGCCAUGGUUUAGUGGCGUUGUAGAGGGAACAAGGAAGUUCUUAUGUAAAGUUAAUAAUCGUUUUGGCUUGAAACCAGGUGUUUCUAUGGUAACCAUAACUACCACAUUGUUUUAAAGAAAGCACUUUUAACUCAAAAGCAGUAAGGGACCAAAGAGGUUUGCGCCUUGGGAGGUAAGAGUUGAUCAUAUCGAAAAUACAGAUGGAUAAUUUGAGUAAUACUUUUCCUGGAAAACUCAUACAAAGAAUAUUUACCCGCGGCUCCUUUAAUUAUGUAUAUAAAUAAGGGUAUGGUACAAUUUUGAAAGGAAAUUGACCUAGGGUUUUUUUCAACGAAAGCAGAUUAUCAGUACUCGGAGUUUACUGACCCAAUCUUUUAAAUGUUUAUUUCUAUGUAACACGAAAGCUUUGGUAAACAAUAUGUUGAUCUGUUUACCUCAAAAUUACCGAUGGGUCGCUAAAGUUUCAACCCCGUCCAAAAUGCUGAAUAAGUGAGAAAGAAUUAUUGAUCGGAUAUAGUUUGGAAGCUUUAUGGUUGAAUCUUCCCAGCCUCUUUUGGUCAUUAAACUUUGUAGAUAAAUAAAGGGUUUAAAUGAUCGUAGGGAUUUUGGUUUCAAAAAAAAGAGGAUAAUCAGCAGCUUUUUUAAAUGUAAAUUAGCCAACAAAUGAAAGAUCGUAUUUUUUCUCGCUUAAUAAGAAUAUAUCAUCUCUUCUGAAGUUCCUGUCGAGGUCGAGUCGUCAUCACUUCACAUCUACAACCGAAAUUUCUCAAUGAUUACUUUUAAUCCUUGUACAUUUGUUCUUCUAUGGGCAGUUUAAGAACAUCUAAUAGAGGGAGAUAUCCGCGCGCUAGAAAGCUUUGUAUUAGGGUUGAUUAUUAAUUCUCUCAGUUGAUAUAAGGAGCGAAGUUUGAUGAGAAUAACAUGUCUGAGUAUUUUUACUCCAAAAAAUGACAAAUUUAAGCGGACUUGAAUCGGGUACGUGACUUUUCUGUUAAUUAAAUGUCUAUUAUUACAAAAGUUGCUAUACGUCAAAUAUUAAAAAUACAAUAUACAAUGUAUCUUUUAGUGGAAAUGAAUGAAAAAUAUGCAAGACAAAUAUGCUGAAAAAUAUGCUUGAUCUUUUAAAUUUUGAAAGUUUUUUUUUUAUCAAAAAGUCUAAAAGAACUUAACGUCUCAGUAUCUGCUUUUCCCGGGGCUUUUCGCCGUCAAUUAGACCUUAAAGAAAUUGAUCAAAAUUUUUACAACGUUGUUCUGGGGACUAAUUUCGCUGUCUAAUACGUAUGUUAACAUUGAAAGAUAUUCCUUAGAGAUCAAUUCUCUCCAUCGAGCGAAGCGGAUAACACCCUAUUACGUCAUUUGCAUUAAUGUCCACUUAGAACUAACAGCUACAGGCCUUUUUAAAAAUUUGUUUUUAUAAUACGGUUUCGUCCAUAACGACGGGUCGACUUGAAAGCUUAAUCCAGUGCUGGGAGAUGGCUAUUAACUUAAAACUUGUGCCAUACGCGCGUGAUAGAAACAGAAAACCGUUACCUUGAAGAAGGCAUAGAAUUUGUUUCAUUUUUCAUGUUCAUAACUUGGAAUGUAUUAUUGACCAACUUGACUUUUGGAAAAGGUGAGUCGCAGACGGAGAAUCAUUCUUUAUCCUUCAAUUCACUUAUGAGCACAACCUUAUUUAUAUAUCUCCUUUAUUCUCUUUUACUGAUGCAAAAAAAGUUAAAGUUACAACAAUUAGCAAAGACUAAGUCAAAACCGACAUUCAACAUCCACCCAUGAUUGGAACUCGUUUUUGAAAAAUUAAAAUUAAACAAAAUGUUUUAUCGUUUCUUAUUCAGAAAGAUUAGAUGCAAAACGACAAAAACGACAAAAACUUUGCAAAUACAAAUUACUUCAUUUUACAAUGAAUGUACAACAUUGUACAGAACAGUGCUGACAUAUGGUAAAGAAUAGCUACAUUGUUUUGUUGGAUAUUCGUCCAUGAACGUAGCUUAUCUAUCAAAAGUUAAAAUCGGGUACUGUGCAUGUGUCAGAGAAAGUUAUUAGCAAUAAUAAAUUUAAGGAUUAGUUUAAAGGUUCUCACCUCAAAAACAGGUGGCAUGGCUACCGUUAAAUUGUAGGUACUUUCGAUAUUUCUGUUUGAGAAAUAGAGUGCUUGACUUUUUUCAUUUGAAUCCGAAUUUCCCAAUGUAUAUAUCGAUAGAAACAUCUUGAACCCGUAUAUGAAUCUCCUGCGUGAUGCCCGAUAACAAUGUCUUAAUGGAAAUUAGCAUAAUUUUCCUCUUAAUCGGUCUAAAUAACCAAUGGCGAUCGUUUAAACUCGUGUAAGAAACUCUGAAUUUUCAAUAACCUUUACAAUGAAGAAAGCAAAAGAAGGUUUAUAUCGAUCAUGAAUUAGAGAAGGAACUUGAGAAAAAUUUGGGGAUAGCUUUUAGUAACGGCUUUUGUUCUAUCUCCGCUAAAUGAUAUCGUUCAGGGGAAACAAGAAGACACGAAAUGUUUUAUAAACAUCCUUACUUCACAAGUGGUGAUCGUCGGCUGCUGCUCAUUUUUGUUUUCGUUUUACUGUUGUUUUAAACUUUGGGAGGGAGGGAGAGCUGGGGUUAAUUAUCUUGUGCCCUAUUAUACAAAAUAUUCAUAGUUAUGAUAAAUUACAGCAACAGUAAAAGAUUGACGGAUCGCUUUUUCUUACGGAUUUUGUCCCCUAAAAUAAUAUCGCUCCGGAAAAAGAGAGACUGAACCUUCUCUCUAAAAGCCUUGUGUCUUCACAAAAGACAAGUGAUGGUCGCUACUACCAAUUUUUCUUUUCGUUUCACUUUUGUUUUGAAAGUUUUUUUCAGUGGGGAAGGGGCUGGGUGUAAUUAUCUAAUGCCCCAAAAACUUUACUCAAAUUUGUCUUUUCCGCAAGAAUUUUAUGUGUUAUCCUACUUUAUCGAAAUAGAAGUCUCCGCUGAAAUCAUGAGGAAAUCUCUGAUCGCGGAAUUGAGACAUGGAAAAUUGUCCUAGAUACUUAUGUUCUCAGAAAGACAAAAGUCUGCAAAUGAAGGUAGUAUCAAAUUUUCCCCGUUUUCCGUAGUAAUGGUUUAAUUGAGAUCACAGUUCUUUGUUCAUCGAGCGUGUUAUUUUGCACGCGUAAUAACUGGAAUCGUGAGUUUAUUUCUCUAUGAUAAGAAAAAAUUGUUUUCUAAUUAUAUUUUAAUUGCUUUUAUUUCAGAGCGGGAUCGCACAAUGCUGUUUCAGAUUACUUCUUCUUUGCUGAAAAACGUUUGAAAAACCAUGAAAUCGAAACCAAAUAUGUCAGAGACUUGGAUCAAUGUGAGCUUUUCUGCUACAUGAACGACAACUGCGUCAGUGCUAACUUCAAAAAAGAGCCAGAUACAAGAGUAAUGGCUCAUGUUUGUGAACUGAAUAACGCCACUCAUCUUGACCAUGAUACUGACCUGAUAACUGAUGCUGAUUUUUUAUUAUCGAGGCUCAAAGGUAAAAUAUAAAGCAUACCUCAAAUUCAGCAACUCGGUGAUGAAUCAUGGAGAACAAACGACGUUCAACAAAACUUAAGUUCAUUCAUUCAUGUAUCAAUCAUUCAAUACAUUGAUCUUCUUUAUUUUUUUUUUUUUUUUUUUUCUUUUCAGAACGCGUGCGGUAAAAACCCACCUUGUCAAAAUAAUGCAACUUGUCAGUCCGGUUUCACAAACAAGGGAUAUCGAUGCUCGUGCCCCCCUGGAUUCGAAGGAGAACAUUGCGAAAAAGGUUAAUUACAGAAUAGACCGAUAAGAACAAAAUAUUUCCUGGAGUAUUUAAACCCCCAUAUUUAUAUAUCACGUUUGGUCGUCGAGUGCGUAUCUUAACGGAAGACUACCAAGGCUGAUCUUUGACGACUGAUAUCCGGCUACAAUUUGAAAUGGUGUCUAAAGAGAGAUUCCGCUGCAGUGAAAGUUUUGGGUCAGACUAAAUUAAAAAUUAAUUUGACACAAUGAUAACAGACUAAAUGCUUUUUGACCGCAUAAGAGUUUUAAAAAGCGAAUGUAUAUCUCACUCGUGUAACUACUACCGUUCUAGAAUUUUUCUUUUCUUUACAAUAUUUUAGAUAUUGAUGAAUGCCAAAAAAUACUCACGAUUGUCACCUGAACGCUACUUGUCAAAACACAAAUGGAUCCUUUGUGUGCACCUGUUUAUUUGGAUUUAACGGAGAUGGACGGAACUGCACAGGUAAAGGCCUUUAGAUUGUACGUAAUUGUCUCGUUAUGACUUUGAGAAAUGUUAAUUUGCUUGUAGUUGUUUGUUUAAUUUGUACGUUCAGUCUUGGUUGAUUUGUUUGUUUGUUUUGAUAAAGCAGUUACCCUUGCCUGAACAUUUUUGACCAAUGGCAGAAAAUGAAAAUCCUCAAUCACAAUUAAACGCAAGGGAACAAAAUGCUGAACAUCUUCGUUGACCAGCUUUCUCUUUAAUAAAACAUAGCGACCAACAACUCUCUAACGACAACUAUCGCACUCAAUGUUCAAAAUAAGGUUUAUACAAGAAUCAUACUCCAAGAAUCGUGAUUGAAAGCCUUUCAUUUCUCAGAUAUUGACGAAUGUGCAAGAAAUCUUCCUUGUCAUGUGAAUGCUAACUGUACCAACACCAUUGGAUCACAUGUAUGUACAUGCCACACUGGAUACACGGGAGAUGGAAAAUCUUGCUGG
This is a messenger RNA of Pocillopora meandrina, 24049 nucleotides long. The record is from the annotation of a GenBank genome assembly. NCBI's taxonomy places the organism in Eukaryota, Metazoa, Cnidaria, Anthozoa, Scleractinia, Pocilloporidae.